AUGGGCUUAGUCCUUACGCCUGGCCGGAGAGGAGUAAAAGGCAAAGCAAAUGGGGUUUUGCACUCCGGUGAAGGUCCUAUUCAUGCAGUGAAAUGGAGAACAAGUCUCAUUGCUUGGGCUAAUGAUGCUGGUGUAAAAGUUUAUGAUGCUUCAAAUGAUCAGCGAAUUACAUUUAUUGAGAGACCACGAGGAAGCCCACGUCCUGAGCUUUUGCUCCCACACUUGGUUUGGCAGGAUGAUACUCUUUUGGUGAUUGGAUGGGGAACAUCAGUUAAGAUUGCAUCGAUAAGAACAAAUCAGUAUAAGGGAGUCAACGGGACAUACAGGCAGAUUCAGAUGUCUAGCAUUAACCAGGUCGAUAUUGUGGCAUCUUUUCAGACCAGCUAUUAUAUAUCAGGAAUUGCUCCUUUUGGUGAUUCUUUGGUUGUUCUAGCUUAUAUUCCUGGGGAUGGAGAUGGAGAGAAGGAAUUUAGUAGCACAGUGCCGUCAAGACAGGGGAAUGCCCAGAGACCAGAAGUUCGGAUUGUAACUUGGAACAAUGAUGAACUUGCAACAGACGCCUUACCUGUUCAUGGUUUUGAGCACUACAAGGCGAAGGACUAUUCCCUUGCUCAUGCUCCUUUCUCAGGUAGCAGCUAUGCUGGUGGUCAAUGGGCAGCUGGUGAUGAGCCGUUGUAUUAUAUUGUGUCCCCAAAGGAUGUUGUGAUUGCAAAACCCAGGUAAGUUCUUAUAAUUAUUUCACAG
Messenger RNA from Carica papaya (papaya), 744 nucleotides. Lineage: Eukaryota; Viridiplantae; Streptophyta; Magnoliopsida; Brassicales; Caricaceae. The record is from RefSeq and is a predicted model, not a curated record.